Messenger RNA from Periophthalmus magnuspinnatus, 2155 nucleotides. RefSeq lists its product as uncharacterized. The record is from RefSeq and is a predicted model, not a curated record. NCBI's taxonomy places the organism in Eukaryota, Metazoa, Chordata, Actinopteri, Gobiiformes, Gobiidae. The coding region runs from base 281 to 1792 and encodes 503 amino acids. The transcript is spliced from 9 exons.
ACAUUCUCUCUGGUGACCCGGAAGUACACCUCCGCUGAGUUUGUUUGGAUUAGCAUAAACAAUGCGGACCAAUGUUCGCUCCAAACAUAAACAAACUAAAACAGCUUUUACUGCCGCGUUUGUGUUCGUGUUUUAACGUCUUUACAAACAAUUUGACCCGCCACAGGAGCUGCAUUUGACCAGGGCAGAGCCGCAUUUGACCAGGACAGAGCUUUGAUUGAACCAGGCUAAUGCUGGUUAGCUUCAACACGUAGCACGACCAGAACCAGGAGGUAGCACAAUGGAUGUGAGCAUCGCCGUUUCACUGAUUCGGGGACAGAUGGGUGCUGUGGUGGAGCGAGCGGUCAAUGGAGCAGUGGAGACGGUCCUGGCUGAGAUGCUCAAAGUUGUUGGUGUGAAAUUUGAGGAGCUGAAAUCCCAAGUGGCGGUGAUGAAGAGAGACAUGGAAACUCUGCAGCGAGAGAAGGUCCUCAAGGAGAAGGAGAAUGACAACAUAAAAGCAAAACUGCGCUACACAGAACUUAAGCUGAAGUAUUAUCGACAGGGCGUAGAGGAGGAGCUACAGCAGCAUGUGUCUCUUUCACACCUUUAUACGCCCACAGGACAGGCCACAGGACAAAGAGCAGCUUCUUCUGGGUUUUCACAGUCAAACACAUCCCCCUCCUGCUCUGGGCAGACCAGAGCCAAAACCACAAGUACACCACCUCAGACCAGCGGGCGAGGACACUGUCCAUCAGAUGUGUGCGGAGCCAGUUCUAAUGCAUCAGGGAUAAUACUGUCUCUAAUGAGCACAUCUCCUGAGUGUCUGGACAACAGCACAGCACUGAAUCAAGAUUCUGCUGUAAAUAAUUCAGAAGAACAGAAGCUUGAUUGGACCAUCACUCUGCCAAACACUGAAGAAGGGGCCACACCAGGCUCCCAGGCCCCAUUUGAGUCAGAGCAGCAGUCGACAACAGGCUCAAGCACCUCUGAAGUUUCAGCUCAUGCCGAUAGUUCCACACUGCCCUGCUCCCCUCCACAGGUGAAGCAGGAGCCUCAUCAGGAUGAUGAGGUGAUUUAUAUCAAAGAAGAGCCAGAGGAGGAGCAAGAUGGGGCCUCCAUGUUUGAUUGCCACAUGCUCCCAGAUCUGGCACCAGAGUCAAAUGUUACGAGAAAUGGGGAAGAUUGGUCAGGACCACAGAUAAAUGUGAUAAAUGCAGCAAGAACGCCAUCUGGAUCGACCAUUUCAAUAAUGUCCCAGCUCGCUGCCUCCAUGCCGUCCUCUGUGUCAGCGUCUUCAUUCAGCUCCUUCACUCACCCUUGGUCUAGAAGAGCCCUUGGUUUACCUGAAGAAUACAAAAAACACAGAAAGGAGCAGCAGAGGCGAAGCUGGAUGAAAUGUAGAGAACUGGAGAAGACUCUUCCUCAACCACAACUGUCUGAAGUAUUGCGGGAGCGUCGUGAAAAGACCAGAUUAAGGGUUGCUAAAUGGAGAGCAAAGAAGAAACUCCAAGAAGCAAAGGCUCGAGGGGGCGCUGCAGGCACAUCUCAAAUACUAUUACCUGGACCUGGAGGAAACCAAAACCAGCAACUAGGAGCAGCCUGUGGUUCGGUGUCUGAUUUGCAGGAGCACACAGUUCAUCUUCACAACAACUUCUUCUGCAGUAACUCCUCAUACUCUGCAGUGUUCCCCAAAGGUCCCGGUGGAAGCUCAAACAUGGCUCAGCAAACUGUGACAUCGUCGUCUUCAUGUCCCCCCAUCCUCAUACCACAACAGAGCACUCCUCUGAAUGGUCUAGACAUUAUUGACUAAUAAUGACGCUACAGGUCACUUCUUUCACAUCUGAUGUUUACUGUUUACAGUCUGAUUCUCUCCAAACAAACUCUCUCCUAUGUCUAAAACAUAGUAUGUAGUAUGCACAUGUGCAUGUAUCCUUCAUAAACUUGUUUUUUAUUCCAAACUUUUAAAUGCAAACAAGCUAUAUUGUUAAAAUAAAUUAAACUGCAUGCUGAACACAGAUAUUUAUAAUUAUAAAUGUAUAACUGUAUAUAAAUAUUGCUGUCAGUUGAAUAAUAUUGUAUUUCAUAGUUUUGUGUUAUAUAUUUUUGUAUUUCACAUAUUAAGUGUUGACUCUUUAUGAGCUCAUACAUUAAAUCCACUGACUGAAUCUUUCCU